This is a messenger RNA of Daldinia caldariorum, 485 nucleotides long. Its product is annotated as cytochrome C oxidase copper chaperone-domain-containing protein. Gene Ontology annotation, cellular component: mitochondrial intermembrane space. The coding region runs from base 92 to 331 and encodes 79 amino acids. NCBI's taxonomy places the organism in Eukaryota, Fungi, Ascomycota, Sordariomycetes, Xylariales, Hypoxylaceae. The transcript is spliced from 3 exons. Gene Ontology annotation, molecular function: copper chaperone activity; copper ion binding. Gene Ontology annotation, biological process: mitochondrial respiratory chain complex IV assembly. The record is from RefSeq and is a predicted model, not a curated record.
CCAUCUUUUUUUUUUUUUUUUUUUGAAUCAUUUUGUCAAUACAUCCCCACGUUCCCUUAUAUAAACAUUAACUCACAAGAGCAUAACCGCAAUGGCGUCGCAAAGCAUCUCAAUGCCCUCGGUUUCCAACUCCGAGAUCAAGCCCGUUUUGAGCCCCGGCUCCCAAACUGUUGCGACCUCAAAGCCGAGGCCCUGCUGUGUCUGCAAGGACGAAAAGUCGAAGCGCGACGAAUGCAUGCUAUUCUCUAAAGCAACCGACCCUGCCAGCGAUUGCAAGACGACCAUAGAUCAGUAUCGAACCUGUAUGGCCGGCUUCGGAUUUCAAGUAUAGACUUUCGACGGGCCGCACAAAAAGGAUAUCACGAUCCCUUUCCAGAAAGGAAAAAAAAAAACUCUGUACAUUAAGGGACCGAUUGGAUUACGGCGAGCCGGCGUUCCGGAUCGGAUAGACAUGAGGCAAUAGACCUCAAAAAUGCGCAAUGCGU